Molecule: messenger RNA, 3199 nt
Organism: Schistocerca gregaria
Lineage: Eukaryota; Metazoa; Arthropoda; Insecta; Orthoptera; Acrididae
Gene: Ptpa
Product: serine/threonine-protein phosphatase 2A activator
Exons: 8
Coding region: 166-1182 (338 amino acids)
Biological process (GO): mitotic spindle organization
Cellular component (GO): cytoplasm; protein phosphatase type 2A complex; nucleus
Molecular function (GO): protein tyrosine phosphatase activator activity; peptidyl-prolyl cis-trans isomerase activity
Source: RefSeq, a predicted model, not a curated record
AGAAUAUCUUUCUAACUGCUCAGACGGAAGAGAAACAGACCGAAGAGGGAGUGUUGUUUUGACAGAUGCUGCUGUAGUUUGUUGUUAGGUUUUCCGGCCGUAAAUUGAAAUGUAACAAAGAACGAUUGUCGUAAAAAGAGUAAUUCGGUACUCCCCAAAUCCAAGAUGGGCUCAAUCGUGCCAGAAGACCAUGUCUACGUUACGCCAAGAAGAGCUGUCACUUCCAUGGCCGACAUGGAAAAAUGGAAAAAAUCAAAAGCAUACCAUGAGUACCUUGGCUUUAUAAAAACACUAAACGAUGCUGUCAGGGGUAAAGCUCUCUCUUAUGAGAGUUCAAAGUCUGAUACAAUAUGUGGUAUAUUAGAUUUACUGGAUACGUUGGAUAAAUGGAUAGAUGAAAUUCCACCACAGGUGCAAGCUCAGAGAUUUGGCAACAAAGCAUUCAGAACUUGGUUUGCAAGACUUCAAGAAAAAGCAGAACACCUGCUGCAGGCAGCCUUACAACCCAAGUUCCACCGGGCUAUUCCUGAAAUUGUGGUGUAUUUAGUUGAAGGCUUUGGAAAUUCAACUCGAAUUGAUUACGGUACAGGUCAUGAAAUGGCAUUUCUUAUGUUGCUAUGUUGCUUGUUCAAGAUUGGAGCCUUUGUUGAAACUGACACUGUGGCAGUUGUUACUUGUGUUUUUAAUAGGUACUUAACCUUGGUCCGCAAACUUCAGCUGACAUACAGAAUGGAACCUGCAGGAAGCCAUGGUGUGUGGAGUUUAGAUGAUUAUCAGUUUGUCCCUUUUAUUUGGGGAAGUUCUCAGCUUAUAGAUCAUCCACAGAUUGAGCCUAAAUCUUUCUUAGUAAAUGAAGUUGUUGAGGCCUAUUGUGACGAUUACUUAUUUUUAGGGUGUAUUAAAUUUAUUAAUCAGGUAAAAACUGGGUUAUUUGCGGAGCAUUCAAACCAGUUAUGGAAUAUCAGUGAUGUUCCCUCAUGGUCCAAAAUAAAUUCUGGUCUGAUCAGGAUGUAUAUUGCAGAAGUGCUGGAGAAAUUUCCUGUUGUACAACAUGUUUUAUUUGGUUCAUUAAUGUCCAUUGAAGCAGCCCCCUUAAGCCAUUUCUCUGAAAGAGGUGUAGGAUCAAUGAGGCCCAGGCCACCUGACUCAUUCCGUGCCCCACCACCACCACCCAAAAAUUAAACCCAGACAAAGCUAAAUGCUAUUUUAUAUUUUACAUAAAUUUAUACCUUUGCAUUUACCAAAUUAAAUUUUAGAGCUAUUUCAGGAUCAUUUGUACAUAUGCUUCAACAGAUGCAAUACCAAAAAAGUAAUGAUUCUCAUGCACUCACUUUAAAUUUGUAAAAUUUCUUACCAAAAUUGCGACAGUGUUAGAUACUGUAAAAUAUGUAUUUUAAUAAAUAACUUAUUGUAUACAAAUCUUAGUACGUUACUUACUUUUCGUGUCUGUGUUAAUUUUUGAGUUUCUGUGAAUGGUGUUGAGUAUUACAGUUGAGAUGCUGACAAGGGCAAGAAUGUGGAAUGUAAGUUAUUCUCCUGUUAUUACUGCUGUUUUUCAGCAUCUUGAAAAUGUUGUGAGAACCAUCCUUUCUGGAAAAUAAAAUCUGAUCUACCAGAGUAUAAAUAGGGCGGACAUACAAUGGUAAACAUUGUUAUCCAGCAGACAUCAAGUAUUAUUUUUCUUUGCGUUGUUGAUUCCAUUUAUCUUACCUUAAAAAGCAAAUCUGUUAAGUUCUAUAAGUAAAUCUGCUGUAACUCUGUACAUAAUACUUGCACAUGUGCCAUGGCACCAGGCAACAGCAUUUGCAUGGGCUGGCUACCAGAGGCCGCCUGUGAUGGGUCUCAUGACUUCUGCACACAACGCGGCAUCUACUGUGCCUUCUAUCGGAGCCUUGUAAGCGCAGUGCAGCAGGCACUCACCCUACUAUUGUGUUCAUACUUAUUGUGAGCAACUGCUUGUAUCAGUACAUGGAUAGUUUCUGUGUUUAUCUCAGUGUUCUUAAUUGUUGUUCACUUGCAUGUGGAAGAAGAAUAAAUUUUGGUUCAUUGUGGCCGUGUUGUUUGUCUCUUUCGGUAUGGUACAACUGGUGACAAGUGUGGUGUUCACUUCUGCGUGUUCAGUCUAUUUGGUUUUUCUGUUGCUUCUUGUGUCCAUGAAGGUUUGUCCAAUCACUCCUUGAGCAGCAGCAUGCCUUUACAAUUGCUAUCACAAACUUGUUAGCCACAUUGACUAUGCAGGCUUCCAGGCCAUUGGUGUACUCACUGCUAUCUCCCCCCCCCCCCCCCACCCCCCCCACCCCCCACUUACGACAAUGUGGCUGAAGUCAGGGAGGCUUAUGAGAAGUGGCUUCAGCCACACUUCCUCAUUUUGGUAUCACUGAUAAACUUGUGUUUGUUCCUUUCUUGAAUUUCUCCUCAAAUCUAAAAGUUGUUGUGCUGUUAGCCUGCACUGCAUUUGUUCAACAAAAUAUGUUUGUUGUACAGUUUUCACUGUAAAUGCACAUGUCUUUCUAGCAUGUGUAAAGUCCUACCAUUGUCAUUAAAAGUCCCACCUACCAGGCAUGUUGGCUGAAUUCAACUACUUCAGUUGCAAAUGUCAGUUUGUUACCAUUGCUCAUGAUGAUCCCUUUGCUAAUUCUGUGGUCUAUGAUGCCAUCAUUUGGUUGCCUCCUGACAAACUGAUGCACCAAAGUGCACUACCGUGCAAGGAAUCAUCUUUGGCUGGAGUGUUACAUAUUGCUCAAUCUUUCGACGUAUCUCGUGCUGGUAGAUAUCAAAUUGAGACAAGACCUGUUCCUGGUCACUGGGUAUUGGUUAUUUCUCAGGAUGACAAUGACAUGGCAGUGGUCAAAUGCAGCCACUGCACUGCAGUGGACAAUGAUGUAGUUAACAGCCACUACAGAAAUUGCAGCACUCCACGGUUGCAUCUUGUCCAUACUGUUCCAUGGAACGUGACAGGGCGGGGUGUCCUAAGUGCUGGGCGAAUUGCAACAACAGUAGGAAACAGGGUAUAUAGUGUCUGUGUGUCAUUCCCACCCCUAUCAUGCAGACAUAAACAUGGAUGUUAAUUGUGUGACCCCAAUGCUUGCAAAUCGUAACAAAGUGUUUGUCAAAGUGUGAGUGGUGGCCAAAUGCUUGGACUACAAGUGACUUUACAGAUCUUCCAAACUUAAGUUGAUUUGGGAUCUCUGGAGGUGCA